This is a messenger RNA of Echinops telfairi (small Madagascar hedgehog), 2955 nucleotides long. It is a transcript of the gene SBK3, whose product is annotated as SH3 domain binding kinase family member 3. The record is from RefSeq and is a predicted model, not a curated record. The transcript has 4 exons. Gene Ontology annotation, biological process: protein phosphorylation. NCBI's taxonomy places the organism in Eukaryota, Metazoa, Chordata, Mammalia, Afrosoricida, Tenrecidae. Bases 24 to 1103 code for a protein of 359 amino acids. Gene Ontology annotation, molecular function: ATP binding; protein serine/threonine kinase activity.
GCUCCUGUCCAGGUGACCCUGAGAUGGAGCUCAGGGACCGCAAGAGCCCUGAGGAAGGGGAUGCAGAGGAGGACACAGCCACGACCCUUCGGCGCUUUGUGGAGCUGACGGUGUCCAGGGUGACCCCAGUGCGGAGUCUCCGGGUCCAGUACUGCCUCAUUCGCAAGCUAGGCUCGGGCUCCUACGGCCGCGUGCUCCUUGCCCGGCCUCGCCGAGGCGGUCCCUUGGUGGCUCUAAAGCUUCUUCGUAGGGACUCUGUCUUGAGGGACACCUUCCUGAGAGAGUUCUGUGUGGGCCGCUGCGUCUCCUCACACCCAGGCCUGCUCCAGACCCUGGCGGGCCCCCUGCAGACCCCCCAGUAUUUUGCCUUUGCCCAGGAGUAUGCGCCCUGUGGAGACCUCAGUGGGAUGCUCCAGGAACAGGGUCUCCCGGAGCUGCUGGUGAAGCGAGUGGUGGCCCAGCUGGCCGAAGCCCUCGACUUCCUCCAUGGCCGGGGGCUGGUGCACGCGGAUGUCAAGCCGGACAAUGUCUUGGUUUUCGAUCCCUUCUGUGGUCGUGUGGCCCUGGGCGAUCUGGGUCUGACCCGGCCGGAGGGAAGUCCAACCCCUGCCCCACCGGGUCCACUGCCCUCUGCACCUCCCGAGCUGUGUCUUCUCCUGCCUCCUGACACCCUGCCCCUGAGCCCAGCCCUGGACUCGUGGGGGCUGGGCGUGCUUCUCUUCUGUGCUGCCACCGCUUCUUUCCCGUGGGAUGUGGCGCUGGCCCCUGACCCUGAGUUUGAGGCCUUUGCUGGCUGGGUGACCACCAGGCCCCAGCCACGUCGACCACCGUCCCCCUGGGACCAGUUUGCACCCCCAGCCCUCCAGUUGCUCCAGGGGCUCCUGGACUUGGACCCCGAGACAAGGAGCCCCCCACUGGCUGUCCUGGACUUCCUGGGUGAUGACUGGGGGUUAGGGGAGGACGGAAAGGGGCCUGGGAGCCUGGGGAUCCUGUCCAGUGAGAAUGGGGACGAGGAAGAGGGGGGCUCCAGCUUGGAGGAGUGGACGGAUGAGGAAGACAGCAAAGAUGAUGGGAGGAAGGGGACAGAUGGGGGAGCUCCCUGAUCAGGGGACGGCGACAGGUGGCCGGAGCCUGGGCCAAAGGCCCCACCCCCACCCCCAUGGCCACCUGGAUGAGAGACAGCUGCUCAGGGAGCACAGAGGGGACACAGAGGACCUCUCCCAGCAGAGUGCUGGGUGCUGACAGAGGACGAGAGAAUCCUGACCUCCAGCCCCUCCUCCUUCGGACCCCCGAGUCUACCUGUCUCCUCCUCCUCCUCCUCCAAGGGCCCAUCCUUGUCGCUCAUCCCUGGCUGCGUCUUCUUGAAAGGAGGCUGCUUCCCCCAUGGACGAGUGUGGGUUCUCUGGGGACGUGGGGACGGCUUACCGUGACUUUCUGAUGGGAUCACGCUUCUCCUCUGUGGCCCCGAGAGGCUCCCUGGCUCUAGGGCUUCGACGACGAGCUUUCAUCCAAGUGUCGGCACCACACAGAUCCCAUGGCCCUCCUGAGAGGGUCACACAUCCUUUCUGGACCUCCGUUCGCACGCACACACACACUUUCUAGCCAACAUACUAUACCCACCACUGGGCCCCCUAGUGGAGCAAUGAUUAAGUGGUAACUGUUAACCAGAAGAUUUGUGGCUUGAAUCCACUGAGAGAGAGACAGAGACGAGAGAGAGACAGAGAGAGAGAGGGGCAGACAGAGGCCUGGCCAUCCCAAAAGAUAAAAGCCUUGGUAACCCAAUGGGGGAGCUCUACUCUGUCACACUGCAUUACUAAGAGUUGGGAUCCUGACCCAAUGGCUCCAGAGACCACCACCACCAGACUACACCUCCUGCCUCCAACACAGGCACCUUGCUCCAAGCUCCAUAGGCCCAGGGCUUGGGAGCCUCCACCACAUUCUCUGUCCUUCUCAGGGAUGUGAAUCUCAAGGGUUUGUGUCUCUGCUCUCUUGCCUGUCUCCCAGGCUGCACUUAGUCCUCACUUCUAGCACCUCCUACAAAGCGUCCUGUGUGACCUCCCGCUGGGCACUGAGCACCGUGGUGUGUGAACAGAGCGGGUUCUGAUGGAGUCCAUUCUUGUGUCUACGGGGCCAGCUGGCGUGGCCUUGGUGACUAUGCACCAGGACCACAGCCCUUCUGGAAAGCACGUGUGUCUCAGGCUUGGGCUGGUUCAAGCCCUUGGGGCCAGGGCUAAGCAGGCCGGUUUGGUGUCCUCGAAUCCCAAACACAUGGGGACUGGAUAGUGUGGGUUUCCACAGUAAUGUAUCAUAGAUUUUUUUUUUUUUUAGACUUGAGAGGGAAUUCGCGCCCCCCAACCCCCGCCCCGCACUGCUGAAUGGUAAAGUAGAAAGGCAGAGGCGAACAGGAAGGCCCUGGAUACCAUGGGCUGACACUGGCCGCAACAAGGGCUCAAGCACAGAACAACGGUGAGGUCGGGGCCCAACCGGACAGUGUUUCAUUCUCUUGUGCACGUGGUCACUGUGAGCCAGAACCCACUCAAUGGCUCUUAGCCACAGCCACGCCCCCAAACUACUGCACAUCGGUCAACGUUAAGCCUUAAACCCUCACUAUCCCCUCCCAAUAGUUUGGCUUUAACAAGCACAAAGACUAUCUGCCUCAAGCACUGUGCCCUAGCGAGAUCUGUCUCCCAACCAAACUCGCUGCCAUCCAGUCAGUUCUGACAACUCACAGCGACCACAGAGGACAGAAGGCAAUUGCCCCCGGGGGGUUCUGAGGCUGCAGAUCUGUACCUGCGCAGCCAGCCUCACCUCUCUCCCACAGAGCCGCUGGUGGUUUCAAAUAACCUUGUGGUUAACUACCCACUGCACCCGCAUAACCACUGCGCUCCCCCUCCGCAGGACAGAUGUAGGAACUGCUCACGCGGUCUUGUCAUAGGUCUCUUCCUCAUUAAAAAA